AUGUUAUCAAUUAUUCGUUCCAGAUCACUAGGUUGUGCACGUCUUACUCCAUUAAGAAUGUAUUCAUCUAAGCCAGAAGGCGGUCCAGAUGCCAACAUUAACUCCAACGACGCUUUUCGCAAGAGAGAAAAGGCCCAAGAAGACAUGUAUGUCAAGCAACAUGAGAAGGAGCAGUUGAAACGUUUACGCGAGAAAUUGCAAGAACAACAGAAGAAGAUUGAUUCUUUGGAACAACAAAUUCAAAAGUAA
Eremothecium sinecaudum is the source of this 249-nucleotide messenger RNA. It is a transcript of the gene STF1, whose product is annotated as ATPase-binding protein. Gene Ontology annotation, biological process: negative regulation of ATP-dependent activity. Bases 1 to 249 code for a protein of 82 amino acids. Gene Ontology annotation, molecular function: ATPase inhibitor activity. Lineage: Eukaryota; Fungi; Ascomycota; Saccharomycetes; Saccharomycetales; Saccharomycetaceae. The record is from RefSeq and is a predicted model, not a curated record. Gene Ontology annotation, cellular component: mitochondrion. The transcript has a single exon.